AUGGGAACAGAUUGGGCGCCAUCGGUGAUAGCUGUUGGAUUGUUCAUAUUAUUAUCUCCAGGAUUGUUAUUCCAGUUGCCAUCAAGAACAAGAUUCUGCGAAUUCGGGAAUAUGUACACUAGCGGGAUUGCAGUACUUGUUCAUGCCAUAUUGUACUUUUGUUUAUUUACAAUUUUGACUGUCGCCUUUAAUCUUCACAUAUGGUCCGAUUUUUCAUUUCCUCCUAUUAAGAUUUAG
Messenger RNA from Solanum verrucosum, 237 nucleotides. RefSeq lists its product as uncharacterized. The coding region runs from base 1 to 237 and encodes 78 amino acids. The transcript has a single exon. The record is from RefSeq and is a predicted model, not a curated record. NCBI's taxonomy places the organism in Eukaryota, Viridiplantae, Streptophyta, Magnoliopsida, Solanales, Solanaceae.